GACAAGUCAUUGGUGUGUCAUCUUGUAAAAUACACCAAUUGUGAAGUGCCGAUGCUUUCCUUCAAAAUGAUUUAUAUGAGUGUGAGUUUAACUCUUUUAUCUGAGCAGCGCAGCAGACUAUAUCUGUUAGUAGCCAUAGAGGUACCUUUACAAACAGAACAGACAUUUUGUUCUGUCGUUUUUGAGAGCAUCAAGAGAAAAGAGCGGUCUUUCUGAUCACUUGAUAACACAACAGGUUCGUGGGGAUGCCAUUUCCGUGUUGUUGCGCACUCGGUCCUGUCAGUGCUGUUGCCGCCUCUUUGCCCGCGCGCGCCGCUCGGAGGAGCUCACAGACUUCAUAUUCUUGGGAAAUGACUUCCAGAGGAAAGCACGAGAACCGCACGCGACAGCUAUCUCUGCACGGGGACGGUGGAGCUUAUGAAAAACUCCUUUGCCGUAAGAAGAUGGCAACUUUAACCAACGGACAAGUGGACGGCUCAGUUCACGCCGGAGCGGCCAGCACAAACGGGCUCGUGAACGGAAUAAGCCACAGCCACAGUCCCGGGAGCUGCGCCACCAUUCCCAUGAAGGAUCACGAUGCCAUCAAACUGUUCAUCGGGCAGAUACCGCGGAACCUGGACGAGAAGGACCUCCGGCCGCUCUUCGAGGAAUUCGGCAAGAUCUACGAGUUGACUGUACUGAAGGACCGCUUUACGGGCAUGCACAAAGGCUGUGCCUUCCUGACAUACUGUGCGAGGGAUUCAGCUCUGAAAGCGCAGACCGCUCUGCACGAGCAGAAGACCCUGCCUGGGAUGAACAGGCCAAUCCAAGUGAAGCCAGCAGACAGCGAGAGCAGAGGAGAAGACAGAAAACUGUUUGUGGGGAUGCUGAACAAGCAGCAGUGUGAGGACGAUGUGCGGCGCCUCUUUGAGUCCUUCGGUGCCAUUGAGGAGUGCACCAUUCUUAGGGGUCCUGAUGGAAACAGCAAAGGUUGUGCAUUUGUGAAGUAUUCAUCUCAUGCUGAAGCUCAGGCAGCCAUUACUGCUUUGCAUGGAAGUCAGACCAUGCCUGGCGCCUCCUCCAGUCUGGUGGUGAAGUUUGCAGACACUGAUAAGGAGCGCACCAUCCGGCGCAUGCAGCAGAUGGCUGGUCAGAUGGGCAUCUUUAACCCCAUGGCCCUGCAGUUCGGCGCCUACGGAGCCUACGCGCAGGGUGUACCAGCCUGGAACACAGAAUUACAUAGCUCAUAUCCUGGAUGGCUAGUGGGAAAGACACAGGUGCAGCAGCAGGCCGCUCUGAUGGCAUCGGUAGGGCAGGGUGGCUACCUGAGCCCCAUGGCUGCCUUUGCUGCCGCUCAGAUGCAACACAUGGCCACCAUCAACGGUAUGCCAGGAGCCCCUAUGACCCCCACGUCAGGUGGCAGUACUCCUCCAGGUAUCACGGCUCCUACGGUGACCAGCAUCCCCUCCCCCAUCAGUGUGAACGGCUUCACUGGCCUCCCCCAGCAGGCCAAUGGACAGCCCCCUGCUGAGGCGGUCUUCACCAACGGCAUACACCCCUACCCAGUCUUGCAGGAGGUGGUGUUUAGGGAGGACUCGGAGAGCUCCCGCAGCUGUUUUGGGGUGCAGGGCAGCUGUUUCCUGUCCCCCUCUCUGAAGGAAGCUCAGAGUCCAACUGCAGCUGAUCCCCUUCAGCAGGCUUAUGCCGGAGUUCAGCAGUAUGCAGCCUACCCAGCAUACGGUCAGAUCAGCCAGGCCUUUCCCCAGCUCCUCCCCAUCCCACAGCAACAGAGAGAAGGGCCGGAGGGCUGUAACCUGUUCAUCUAUCACCUUCCUCAGGAGUUUGGGGAUGGCGAACUCAUGCAGAUGUUCCUGCCUUUCGGUAAUGUCAUCUCCUCCAAAGUGUUUGUGGAUCGCGCGACAAACCAAAGUAAAUGCUUUGGCUUUGUGAGCUUCGAUAAUCCAGGCAGUGCCCAGGCUGCCAUCCAGUCCAUGAACGGCUUCCAGAUCGGCAUGAAGAGGCUGAAGGUGCAGCUCAAGAGGCCGAAGGACGCCAAUCGCCCAUAUUAACCCCGCCCCCCUCACCGCCCCUCCACCCUGGGGGCGGGGCUCCACCGCUGUGCACAGGGAACAACAGGUUUUUGUAGAGCUGGACCACACGUUGACAACAUGACAAAAACGUCGUUGACAUCAAAAGAAAACAAACAAACAAAAAAAAAAGGACCAGAUUGUGCUGGGGAGUUGAGCUUCAGAUGGAGAUGGGCUGACCGUGGAUGAUGGAGAGCCAGCCCCCAGAGAGGA
This is a messenger RNA of Clupea harengus (Atlantic herring), 2279 nucleotides long. RefSeq names its product CUGBP, Elav-like family member 4 (gene celf4). Lineage: Eukaryota; Metazoa; Chordata; Actinopteri; Clupeiformes; Clupeidae. The record is from RefSeq and is a predicted model, not a curated record. Gene Ontology annotation, molecular function: RNA binding.